Molecule: messenger RNA, 1629 nt
Organism: Xiphophorus couchianus (Monterrey platyfish)
Lineage: Eukaryota; Metazoa; Chordata; Actinopteri; Cyprinodontiformes; Poeciliidae
Product: protein transport protein Sec61 subunit alpha-like 1
Exons: 12
Coding region: 125-1555 (476 amino acids)
Biological process (GO): protein transport
Cellular component (GO): membrane
Source: RefSeq, a predicted model, not a curated record
UGUAACGGUGACGUGUCUUUCUCCUCCUCCUCCCGGUGGCUCAGUCAGUCAGUCAGUCAUUGAGAUUCACUCCGAGCUGAUUUUCACUGGAGGGGAAAGGAUAUACGACCAUUGUUAAGGCAACAUGGGCAUUAAAUUCUUGGAGGUAAUAAAGCCGUUUUGUGCGGUACUACCAGAGAUCCAGAAACCUGAAAGAAAGAUCCAGUUCAGAGAAAAGGUGCUAUGGACGGCAAUUACUCUCUUCAUCUUUCUUGUGUGUUGCCAGAUUCCGCUUUUUGGCAUAAUGUCCUCAGAUUCUGCAGAUCCAUUUUACUGGAUGAGAGUCAUCUUGGCUUCAAAUAGAGGUACUCUGAUGGAGCUGGGUAUCUCACCCAUUGUCACCUCAGGCCUGAUAAUGCAGCUGCUGGCUGGAGCUAAGAUCAUUGAAGUUGGAGACACCCCAAAGGAUAGAGCGCUCUUUAAUGGAGCUCAGAAAUUGUUUGGGAUGAUCAUCACCAUCGGCCAGGCCAUUGUUUAUGUGAUGACUGGCAUGUAUGGAGAUCCAUCAGAGAUGGGUGCAGGGAUCUGUUUGCUCAUCAUCAUUCAGCUGUUUGUUUCCGGGCUGAUUGUGCUGCUCCUGGAUGAAUUGCUCCAAAAGGGCUAUGGCCUCGGUUCAGGAAUCUCCCUGUUCAUUGCCACCAACAUCUGCGAGACCAUCGUCUGGAAGGCCUUUAGUCCCACCACAGUGAACACUGGAAGAGGAACAGAAUUUGAGGGAGCAGUCAUCGCUCUUUUUCACCUCCUCGCCACGAGGACUGACAAAGUGCGGGCUCUCCGGGAGGCCUUCUACAGGCAGAACCUCCCCAACCUCAUGAACCUUAUCGCUACAGUGUUUGUCUUUGCUGUAGUUAUAUACUUUCAGGGAUUCAGAGUGGAUCUGCCCAUCAAAUCUGCUCGCUACCGUGGCCAAUAUAACACAUAUCCCAUCAAGCUUUUCUACACCUCCAACAUUCCCAUCAUCCUGCAGUCUGCCUUGGUCUCCAACCUGUAUGUUAUCUCCCAGAUGCUUUCCACACGCUUCAGUGGGAAUUUCCUGGUGAAUCUGCUUGGAACGUGGUCUGAUGUAACAUCAGGUGGCCCAGCUCGUGCCUAUCCUGUCGGAGGACUUUGCUACUACCUCUCUCCACCAGAAUCUUUUGGUUCUGUUCUAGAGGACCCAGUCCAUGCAAUUAUUUACAUCUUUUUCAUGCUCGGCUCAUGUGCCUUUUUCUCCAAAACUUGGAUUGAAGUUUCAGGCUCUUCUGCAAAAGACGUAGCGAAGCAGCUGAAGGAACAGCAGAUGGUGAUGAGAGGACACAGAGAAACCUCAAUGGUUCAUGAACUGAACAGGUACAUUCCAACCGCUGCUGCCUUUGGUGGACUUUGCAUCGGCGGUUUAUCGGUGAUGGCGGACUUUCUCGGUGCCAUCGGUUCUGGCACCGGUAUCUUACUGGCUGUCACCAUCAUUUAUCAGUACUUUGAAAUCUUUGUGAAAGAACAAAGUGAAAUAGGCAGCAUGUCGGCCAUGUUCUUCUAAAAAAAAAAGAAGCUGUGAUCCUGCCAUCUCCUGCCAGCUUUUAUUGAGUUUUGUCUGUAUUUCAUUUUUGUUCU